Messenger RNA from Centropristis striata (black sea bass), 1219 nucleotides. RefSeq names its product apolipoprotein B mRNA editing enzyme, catalytic polypeptide-like 2a (gene apobec2a). The coding region runs from base 93 to 860 and encodes 255 amino acids. The transcript is spliced from 4 exons. Gene Ontology annotation, molecular function: RNA binding; cytidine deaminase activity. Gene Ontology annotation, biological process: cytidine to uridine editing. Gene Ontology annotation, cellular component: cytoplasm; nucleus. Lineage: Eukaryota; Metazoa; Chordata; Actinopteri; Perciformes; Serranidae. The record is from RefSeq and is a predicted model, not a curated record.
AGGUGUCUGUGUUCACCUCCUGUCUUAAUCUACAGCUUGCCUUUUUUCAGCUUAAUUCUUUCCACAAAUUCUGUAGUCGUUUUUUUUUUACCAUGGCAGACAAAAGUCGUACGCAAAUGAGAAGAACAGAGAGAAAAGAAAAAGGGGGCGCUGUAAAUACCAAGAAUGGAAAAGAAGUGAAAAAUGAAGGAGAGAAAGAAAAGCAGGCAGAAUCUACUGCAGAAGGGCCAUCACCUGAGGCUGCUGCCACCAAUGGUGCAGAGGCUAAUGGUCAGAAUGGAGAUUUUAAGGUUGAGGAAAUGGAACUACCUCCGUUUGAAAUCAUCAAAGGGGACCGGAUCGAUCCUUUUGCCUUCAAGUUCCAGUUCAAGAAUGUGGAAUACUCCUCGGGCCGCAACAAGACCUUCCUGUGUUACCUGGUGGAUAGAGGGAACACAGUGGAUGGUCUCCUGAGGGGCUGUCUGGAGGAUGAGCACUCUGGGCCUCAUGCUGAGGAGGCCUUCUUCCAUGAGUGCCUGUCGGACUACGACCCUGCAAUUAAAUACACAGUCACCUGGUAUGUUUCUUCCAGUCCAUGCUCUGCCUGUGCAGUAAAGAUAGCUGAAAUGUUGAAGGCCAGGAAAAACAUCAAGCUCAGUAUCUUUGCUGCUCGGCUGUUUGAGUGGGAGGAACAAGAGAUCCAGGAUGGACUGAGGGUCAUGCACGCUGCUGGCUGUAAACUGAGGGUGAUGAAGCCUCUGGACUUCUCCUACACCUGGGACACAUUUGUGGAGAAUGAGGAAGAACCUCUAAACCUGUGGGAAGACUGCAAAGAAAACUAUGAAUAUUACCAGGAGAAGCUGGCUGACAUUCUACAGUGACCUGAACUCUACCUGUCCUGCCCUGUAUUUCAAUGAAAAUGCCAGCCGCCGCCAAAAGACAGCUGAUGGCGAAAUGCUCUUCAAGGUCUACUUUCCAAAGUCAAAGGAGGGAGAGAUGCAUUGCACAAUUAAACCUUUGCAAAUUUAAAUUUAAUUUAAACGCAUAUUGUCAUUAGGUUUAAUUUCGAUGUCGUACAAAAAGUAUCGGGAUGUCCUACUGCAUCCGUUGUAGUGGGCAAGUCAGCAUAUUCUGGCAUACUAAAUAAUAUGGAAGUAUGGCAACUGAAACACACGGUUUGUUUUCACUGUGCUAACAUUUCUUAACAUGUACACUCUAAAUCAGGGGUGUCACACUAAUC